CGGUACUUGACGUUUCGGAUUUACGCACUAACCCUCUCUGCUGGUUUCACCGCGAGUAUUAUGUUUUUGAUUUACGUUAUUAAACGCUAGGCUUAUUUAGCCAAAUUCGUUGAUAUUUUGUGAAAAUAGAACUGAAUUGAAAUGUCUGUUACAUUGGAAAAUGUGAUAGGCCUAUGUGUGAGUGAGAGAUGAUACCAAAAUGGGCUUUUCAGACAGAAGACGGCGAAGACCCCAUCCAUCGACUGCUUGACAUCGACCUCGUUCCAUUUGUCAUAUUCUAUUCAAGGUUCUGUAUUCUGAUGUCGACAACAUGAGAAAGGCAUUCAUAAAACACGUCAAAAGGUUUCCGUGGCUUACCAACGUAACCCUCUACGGUUGCCUGUUCGCCGGUGGGGAUUUCGUUCACCAGUCGUUCUCGCGCAAUGAAGAAAUGGACUGGAGGCACACACGCAAUGUGGCGGUGGUCGCUUUCAGUUUCCACGGCAACUUUAACUUCUUCUGGAUGCGGGUUUUGGAGCGCAGAUUUCCCGGGAAUUCGGUCAGGAUGGUUGUGCGUAAACUUUUCUUGGACCAGACCACAGCCGCUCCUUUGGCCACAAGUGUAUUCUACACAGGUUAGUCAGAAAGCUCGAGAACACUCAUUGACAAACAAUUCCGCAUAGCUAGUCUCUGUGAUAUCUUAUUGACAGUUAAUUAUUAACUUCCAGCACGUGUUCUAGGCCCUUUCUGUGAAUAUGUAACAAUUGGACCUUAAACUGUUCAUUCUGUAUUAAUUGAUAAUCUAUUCGCAAAGCUCACUCUAUCUGUCUGUAUGUAGACCUAACUGAGGUCACGUGAAAGACUUGAACAGAUGUGAGCUCCAUAUAUGACAUUACGGAUAGUUAAAUCCUACAAAUGUUGGUUUCAACCAAGUAAAGUAGCCAUUCAAGUCAAUGGUUGUCUCUAAAUGUAGGCUAACAGAUAUUUGACUAAACACACUGAGUUGUGUUUUCCCUAGGGGUGAGUUUCUUGGAGGGCAAAGAGGACAUUUUCCAGGACUGGAGGGAGAAGUUCCUGAAUACAUAUAAGGUGAGUCUAUAGUCUGAAGAGAAACUCCAAUCAUGCCAUUGGGUCCUGUUUUUCUGGUCAGGUCAGUCAAGUGGUUAGGAAAAAAACCAUGCCAUUACUCAGUAGUGAUGCGCAGGUUGACCCAUAACCCGCAGUCCCCGCGGACGGGUUUAUGGCCAUUAAAUAUUGUGGGUGGCGGGCAGGUUGAAUAAAGAGAAAACAAUACCUUAAAAAAUCCAUAAAUGUAUCAUUCUUUUGCAAUUUAUAUCUAUAGUUUACAUUGAGAUUUUUCUUUCGUUAUUGUUGGCUAUCUGGCAUUAGUGCGUAAGCCUAAACUUUAGGACGCGCCAAAUAGCCUACAGCCAAUCGCCAAAUUAUUUUGGGAACGGGUAGAAAAAGUUAAUGUCAAUCCACCGAGGCAAAAAGGACAAUGUCGGAGUUUAGUUCAUUAAGAGAAAAGCUGCGAAAUGGUGAGUUGAAAAUAAAGAGAAGGGAGGGCCAGAAAAGUAAUGUUUGGGAAACAUUUGUUGAAGUGGUAAAAGACGAUGAUAGCUAUGUUAAGUGUGAUGAUUGUGAGGCGCUAUACAAAUUCGAUAGUCACAAGAAGGGGACUUUAAAUAGGGAAGUUAAAGGGGACUGUAGCCUACUGUUCAGAUGGGUUUAAUGGAAACUGAAAUCUGGACACUGACUGUAGGUCUAUUACCUCCAGUGGUGGAAAAAGUACCCAAUUGUCAUACUUGAGUAAAAGUAAAGCUACCUUAAUAGAAAAUGACUCAAGUAAAAGUAAAAGUCACCCAGUAAAGUUCUACUUGAGUAAAAGUCUAAAAGUAUUUGGUUUAAAAUAUACUUAAGUAUCAAAAGUACAUGUAAUUACUAAAAUAUACUUAAGUAUCAAAAGUAAAAGUAUAAAUCAUUUCAAAUUCCUUAUAAUAAGCAAAUCAAAUGGCACCAUUUUCUUAUUUUUUUAAUUUACGGAUAGCCAGAGGCACACUCCAACAUUCCAACAUCAUUUACAAACUAAGCAUGUGUGUUUAGUGAGUCCGCCAGAUCAGAGGCAGUAGGGAUGACCAGGGAUGUUCUAUUGAUAAGUGCGUGAAUUGGAAAAUUUUCCUGUCUUGCUAAGCAUUCAAAAUGUAACGAGUACUUUUGGGUGUCAAGGAAAAUGUAUGGAGUAAAAAGUACAUUAUUUUCUUUAGGAAUGUAGUGAAGUAAAAGUAAAAGUAGUCAAUAAUAUAAAUAGUAAAGUAAAGUACAGAUACCCACAAAAACGACUUAAGUAGUACUUUCAAGUAGCUUAGUGGCUAAGAGCGUUGUGCCAGUAAUCGAAAGGUCGCUGGUUCUAAUUCCCAAGCUGACUAGGUGAAAAAUCUGUCGAUGUGCCCUUGAGAAAAGCACUUAACCCUAAUUGCUCCUUUAAAUCGCUCUGGAUUAGUAUUUCAACCACAUAAAAUAUGCAAGCCCAACUGAAAUCUUAUCAGAAACAUAUUGGGUCGUUUUCACAGCUUUCUAUUUCCUUACAACCGGUCAAACUGAUCUCAUUUGGAAAUUUUGCACAGAAAAUCUUUCCUAUUUUUGUUGUUGUUGAGUUAUUGUGUUUUCUCCCCGGUCCCUUAACAUCUUUGCUCCGCAAAAGAAGAUGACCGAGAAAACUUUACUGUUGUCAACUAGAUUUAAGCAUUCAUUCUAUCGGUAUAUGACAUUCUGGUGAGCAAGGGUUUAUUUAGUCUUCUAGGGCAACAUAGAAGAGAAGCUGCAUGUAUCUAAUUAUAGACAAGUUGACUAACAAAUAGCUUACCAAAAUGACGAAAAUUAUAAGCAGAAACAUAUCUAAAGCAGGCAACAAAAAAAUCUUGCACAAGCUGUCAAAAAAUUGUUCCGCCGUCUUUGACUGUAGCCUAAAACAAAUUUUCUAUAUUUGCGGGUUAGGGCGGCCGUCAGAUUUUCACUCACAUAUAGUCCAGUGGAGGGUCCUCAGAAGAGGAAGGGGAGGACCAUCCUCCUCAGUGAAUUUCAUAAAAACUCAAAUUUAAAACAUUUAAAAAGUUAUCAUUUUUAGAUAAAACUAUACUGAAUAUAAUCACAUGUCACCAAACAAUUGAUUAAAACACACUAUUUUGCAAAGAAGGUCUACAGUAGCCUCAACAGCACUCUGUAGGGUAGCACCAUGGUGUAGCCGGAGGACAGCUAGCUUCCGUCCUCAUCUGGGUACAUUUACUUCAAUACAAAACUUAGGAGGCUCAUGGUUCUCACCCCCUUCCAUAUACUUACACAGUAAUUAUGACAACUUCCGGAGGAUGUCCUCCAGCCUAUCAGAGCUCUUGCAGCAUGAACUGACAUGUUGUCCACCCAUUCAAAGGAUCAGAUAAUUAAUCUAGUACUGAAAGCAUAAGCUACAGCCAGCUAGCACUGCAGUGUAUACAUGUGGUGAGUAGUUGACUCAAAGAGAGAGAAAUAAAAUAGUUUAACAGUUUUGAACAAAUUCAUUUCUUCCAAAAUGAAGAAGCAAGAGAGAAAUAGAGAGAGAGAUUUUUUCUUUUUUUUUUCUUCACUUACUUAGCUAGCAAAUGCAGCUAGCUAGUUUAGCCUACUGAAACACCCUGCUCGAACAGAGGGAUGCUAUGUUAGCUAGCUGGCUAUGACUAUCCAACACAACACUGGAACUCUUCCAAGUCAAGGUAAGCUUUUGGUAUACAAAUGUAUUUCCACCGGGGCCCGCCGGUGUAACUGCUUACUGACUGUACACUAACAUUACUGCAUGAUUGUAGCGGGUUUACUAACGCAUUAGUUCUAUUAGCUAUGCUGACUAUGAUGUUACUUUAGCUAAUAUGGUGACAACGAUGUAGGCUGUGUGCAGCGGUUUGGCUUGGAAAGGUUUUUUCGUCUGGUCACAUACAGCUGAUGUGUUGUGCAUUGAAGUCCACAAGUAAAGGGACAAGGUGAGAGGAGGAGAGUGCAUAGAAGGAAUACAACGUGGCUGCUAUGAAAGUGAACUGUGUUUAUGCGUGAUCAGGGGUGUAUUCUUUCUGCCGAUUCUGUUGAAAAAAAAAUCUUAAACGGAAGCAAACGUAACAAAACGGGGAUAAACAUACCUGAAUUUGUCCAAUAGAAACUCUCGUUUGCAACUGUUGGACUAAUGAUUACACCCUAUAUCAGCUAGAUGCAGGCAAGAGUGUGCAAGGCGGUAUUGAAUGUCACUGUCUGUUCAUGUGUCACUGUCUGUCGCCUCAAAUUUGUCUCUCGACCUGUGUGCACCUACUUUGUAAACUUCCAUUCAUAGGCUAGGUUGUAGCAACCUCAUGAUGGGUAUAGGGAAAAUUAGAGUAUCAUGUAGUAGCCUAAACCUAUUGCUGUUACAUUGAACUGGGUGCCCUCAGAACAGCCUCAAUUCCUCGGGCAUGGACUCUAUAAGGUGUCGAAAGGCGCUCCACAGGGAUGGUGGUGGACCAUUCUUGAUACACAUGGGAAACUGUUGAGUGUGAAAAACCCAGCAGCGUUGCAGUUCUUGACACAAACCAGUGCGCCUGGCACCUACUACCAUACCCCGUUCAAAGGCACUUAAAUCUUUAGUCUUGCCCAUUCACCCUCUGAAUGGCACACAUACACAAUCCAUGUCUCAAUUGUCUCAAGGCUUAAAAAUCCUUAUUUAACCUGUCUCCUCCCCUUCAUGUACACUAAUUGAUGUGGAUUUAACAAGUGACAGCAAUAAGGGAUCAUAGCUCUCACCUGGAUUCACCUGGUCAGUCUAUGUCAUGGAACGAGCAGGUGUUCCUAAUGUUUUGUACACUCAGUGUAUAUGAUACUUUCCCAUCCUCAAGUUUCAGUAGACAUAGUAUUGCUUGGCCAGACUACUAUGGAUGGAAAUUAGACUAGGCCUCAAUGCUGACUAAUCAACUAAGAAGCCUCUCUUGAUGUAUCUUAGAAGUCAAGCCCCAGACAGACAGUCUGAAAAUCAUUGGUGAAAGGUCGUAUCAGUUCAAAUGUAGGCUAUCAGUGUGUUGGAGGUCUUACGAGUCUAUUUACUUUCUAUUUACUUUGGGCUGUCUAAAAAUGUGGACAAAGUCUAAUCUUGUAAUGGUUGAUAUGCUUUUCUCUUGCAGACUGGACUCAUGUUCUGGCCAUUCAUGCAGGUAAAUGACUGUCUUUGUAUAAUCAUAUCUUAGUGUAUACGAAAGCCUUGAACAAUGCACAUCCUAUCCACCCAGUACUACUAACUUGAACAAUGUCAAUCAUUAUGGUUUCACGAUAUAUUUACUGUAUCCCAUAAACAUUUACAUAUGUCCAAUGAACAAGACUUUACUCCCUCACCUACCUCCCAGUCUUCCUCCUCUCCUCUCCUCUUAUCUCUUCCUUCCCCCUCUCCUAGUUCCUGAACUUUUCCCUGGUGCCACUGUACAUGCGGACCACCUUCACAGGGUGCUGUGCCUUCGUCUGGGCCACCUUCCUGUGUUUCUCACGUCAGAGUGGGGACGGCACGGCCACCGCCGCCCUCGCAUGGAUGUUUACUCCAAAACAGGGCACGACGACAGAGCCUGAAGCGGAGAAACCAGGGCCCAAACUGGACCAGACAGGGCCCAAACUGGACACAGAAGGACCCAAACAGGACAGCCCAAGCCCCAAAGAGGAGACACGAACACCCACUGUUAAGCAGGACGACCAAGCAUGAACAAAGGAGGUGGAGGCUAGUUUGAACAAGGGCGCAUAAACUGACACAACACCUAGCCAAGAGAAGGGACCACAGACAAGCACUGACUCAAAAUGAAUCUCUGGUAGAUUCUGGUUCUAUAGAAUCUUCAGAUAAGAAUUCCAUCUAUUUAUGAAUCUUAUACCUCAAAAUGUUCUCAUCUUGAAAAGUUCAAUUCCAAUGUGCUAUGCUACUGCACAAGAUAUUGGCAGGGUGUAACGUAUUGCUAUACAAAGGGGCUUUGUAUUUAUUGAACUGUUAUUGACAACCAUUGGAUCCAGCAUUCUUGAACAAACCAUAUUUGAACAUAGAAGUGCUUGUACUACUGUACCUAUUUUGAUCUCCCCCCCUUUCUCUCUCUCUCUCUCUC
This is a messenger RNA of Coregonus sp. 'balchen', 6098 nucleotides long. Lineage: Eukaryota; Metazoa; Chordata; Actinopteri; Salmoniformes; Salmonidae. The record is from the annotation of a GenBank genome assembly.